Molecule: messenger RNA, 639 nt
Organism: Emiliania huxleyi CCMP1516
Lineage: Eukaryota; Haptophyta; Isochrysidales; Noelaerhabdaceae
Exons: 3
Coding region: 1-639 (212 amino acids)
Source: RefSeq, a predicted model, not a curated record
AUGCCAGGACGCAUGCGGCCAACAACGCUAUUCGUGCGGAAGAGCCACUGCAAGCGGACUGACGCCACGCCAAUUAUCUGCGCGCCCAUCUGUUGCCUGGCAUCCCCGGCGAAUUCGUCGCUCGUGAUCAGCUCCGCUGCCGCUCGGAGCAACCAGUGCCGUGUCGAGAUGAAGCUCCGCGACGACGCCCGUGGACUGCACGCGCAGGGAGAGGCGCACGAGCUCCCGCACGGCAAGCGACUUCUCGGCAUGCGCCGCCUGACGCCUGUCGGCAUCCCAUUCUUGCAAGCAAGCCAUUUCUACCGACCGCGUAUUUGGUCGACGGGACGGACGUUUUGGUACCGGGCUUCCUCCGCCGACUCGUCCGGCUAUGAAACCGAUACGCCGGACGAGGUGCAGCAGGAGGCGGUCCGCAGGGUAUGCGGCGCGCUCGGCAUGAGGGAGCAGUUUGAGGCGGCGAUGGCGGCGGGCGAGCUGCUCGAGAUGCUCGAGAGCUUGCCGCGAGGGGCGGUCGAGGCCUCUGUCCGACAGAUGCGGGGUUACAACCGCACGGGCGAGUGGCCAGAGCCCAUUCUCACCAGCCCUGCCCCGCAGCGCGGCCGCUCGCCAAGCCCCGUCGAUGAGUGGUCAGAUGGUUAG